AUGCGAUCUGCCUCGAUUCUGAGGAUGGCCUCGGCCUCCGUCUCAAAGGGCAACGGCCUGAGGCCCGCGCCGAUGGCCCUCUUGCCCCCUAUCCCGCUAUACCGUCGUCUUCUGCGCGCACACCGCAAACACCUUCCUUCCGAGAUGCGGGUGCUAGGUGACGAGUACAUCAAGGCUGAGUUUCGCGCUCAUCGCACGGUGGAUAACCCGGCGCACCUGAUCGGUUUCUUGACUGAAUGGCAAUUGUAUGCGCAAAAAAUUGAGGGCAACUCAUGGGUUGGCGAGAAGAUUGACCCUGUCAAGGUUGCCAAGAUGAGUGGUGAGUUUCUCUUCAAUAAUAUCUUCCGUGCCUUCAUGACGGCCAAAGACUCAUUCUACCGCUAG
This is a messenger RNA of Colletotrichum paranaense, 384 nucleotides long. Its product is annotated as ACN9 family protein. Lineage: Eukaryota; Fungi; Ascomycota; Sordariomycetes; Glomerellales; Glomerellaceae. Gene Ontology annotation, biological process: succinate metabolic process; mitochondrial respiratory chain complex II assembly. Bases 1 to 384 code for a protein of 127 amino acids. The record is from RefSeq and is a predicted model, not a curated record. The transcript has 2 exons. Gene Ontology annotation, cellular component: mitochondrion; mitochondrial intermembrane space.